Rhipicephalus sanguineus (brown dog tick) is the source of this 1006-nucleotide messenger RNA. RefSeq lists its product as uncharacterized. NCBI's taxonomy places the organism in Eukaryota, Metazoa, Arthropoda, Arachnida, Ixodida, Ixodidae. The transcript has 7 exons. The record is from RefSeq and is a predicted model, not a curated record. The coding region runs from base 213 to 746 and encodes 177 amino acids.
AGCAAUAAUUUUGGGCGAGACUAAUACUGAUAUGCUACUACGCCUUCAGUUACGUCGCUACGGCAUCCGGUUGGCGAUAGCGUAAAUUAUCCGAGAUUCAAGAAAAGGUAACGUAACUGGGAAAGAUCAGUCUUGUUACCAUAAAACGCAACUAACGAAAGGACGCUUAACGAGCGCAAGUUUGGCCACAGUAUAUACAGUUUUUAUCAGCUAUGACGUCUGACCAUUUCGACCGUCAUGUUGUGUCACCAACGCAAUUAUUAACUUUCAUUUUACCUAUCUACAUGUUUGGCUCAUGCGUUGGCUUUCGCGUAUACCCGAGGCUUUUGGAGAGGAGGAGUGCAGAUGAUCGCCUCAUCCUUCACGUUCAUUCGGGCUUAACUAUAACGCUCGAGAAAAGUUCUAUAUUGGCAAAAAAACUUUAUUUAGAAUCUUCAUCCUUCGAUGAUUCUCACACAACCGCUUUAGAUGGAGAAGACCUUGAAAAGAGCCUGUACCACAACAGCGAGCACAUGUCGUCUCUCCACGUCCAGAGGGUCGGAAGUGGCGUAGAAGUGCGAGGAAUUCUCAAUCAUCAGUUGAGGAUUGCUCCGGCUGUUGUGGUCGAUCAUAGCAACGCACAAGGAAUUCCACAUCGGAUAUUCGAUGUUCAAGAAAGAUCAACCUCAUCAUCGGCAAAAGGUAGCGUUGAAGACACUCCUGACGUUAAUAUCUCACACACUACCACGGCAUCUAACGACAUGUAAAAAAGGCGUUUGUGGAAAUCACAACUGGACACAGAUACGGCGGAUGUAUGGCAACUUUACGAACAUUUGAGAAAUUAUAAUGGUUCUAUAGAAAUCUAUUUCGCCUGCCGAAAUCACUAUAUAUUUAUUCCUUGCACAUUAGACCUAGCGUUCUCUCUAUAUAUUAUAUGAUCAGUUCAAUACAUUCCUGAAGACUCUGUUCCACGGUUACUAUCAGCAGAUGAAAUAAAGGAUACUUCCGUUUUUUGUUUAGUUCAAAA